CCGUAUUGUGCUACUUUCUUUGUGUUCACUGACUACAUGAGAGGAGCCAUGCGAAUUUCAGCCUUGUCUGAAGCUGGAGUUAUUUAUGUUAUGACCCACGAUUCAAUUGGUCUAGGAGAAGAUGGUCCAACCCAUCAACCUAUUGAGCACUUGGCAAGUUUCCGUGCAAUGCCCAACAUUCUGAUGUUCCGUCCAGCAGAUGGGAAUGAGACAGCCGGUGCUUACAAGGUGGCUGUCCUCAGAAGCAAGACACCAUCAAUCCUUGCCCUCUCGACAAAAGUUGCCUCAACUUGCUGGAACUUCUAUUGAAGGAACAGCAAAGGGUGGCUACAUUGUAUCAGACAAUUCUUCAGGCAACAAACCUGAUGUCAUUUUGAUCGGUACUGGCUCAGAGUUAGAAAUUGCUGUCAAGGCUGCCGAUGAACUCAGGAAAGAAGGAAAGGCAGUGAGAGUUGUUUCCUUUGUUUGUUGGGAGCUUUUCAAUGAGCAGCCAGCUGACUACAAGGAAAGUGUCCUUCCAGAAUCUGUUACAGCUAGAGUUAGCAUUGAAGCUGCAUCAACAUUUGGGAGGCAGAAAAUUGUUGGAGAUAAAGGAAAAGCCAUUGGAAUUGAUGGAUUCGGUGCUAGUGCUCCUGCCGGAACGAUAUACAAAGAAUUUGGUAUUAAAGCAGAGGUUGUUGUAGCUGCAGCUAAAGAAGUUUCUUAG
Nicotiana tabacum (common tobacco) is the source of this 706-nucleotide messenger RNA. RefSeq names its product transketolase, chloroplastic-like. Gene Ontology annotation, cellular component: cytosol. Gene Ontology annotation, biological process: pentose-phosphate shunt. The record is from RefSeq and is a predicted model, not a curated record. Gene Ontology annotation, molecular function: transketolase activity. NCBI's taxonomy places the organism in Eukaryota, Viridiplantae, Streptophyta, Magnoliopsida, Solanales, Solanaceae.